AUUCAUUAGUAUUGCUGAUUAGUCAACCCCCAGGAGCUUUUCUCUAUAUAAAGGCUCUCAAUUCCAGAGGCCAGACUCUUGACUCGAGCACCAGCUCGAAUCUCACCCACUAUUCUCUGAUCAGCCACAUCUGACUACAUUCACAAUGGUCCGCACACUUGCUGCCUUCGUUGCGUUACUCUCUGUAGCCGCAGCUGCGGUUGCAAGCAACGGUGACGACAACAGCGGACAACCUGAUAUCUUCGCCCGCCAAAGUAUACCCGCUCCAUCUGGGUGCAAGUGGUUUGGCACUGCACCAUGGUGUGAUGGUGAUUGCGAAGCGCCAUACACUUACAGUUGCUAUCGCCAUAAGUGCGGCGAUGGAGCUUGUUGUGUUCUUUCGGGUUGGAAAAGACUGUGCUGCAGACCCGAGGCUGUAUCUGGAGCUGGCUGUUUCUGAGUCCCUAGCCCCAGUGAACAACGGGGCUCAUCUCAAAUGGUGCGCCGGAUGUAUCAUGGAUGACUAUUCUCAUAUCCAUUUGAUAUCCCCGUCACAACCAGAGCAAGACACGUCCUGCAGAUUCAGACACUUCACAUUGAAUCACCGCUACCUGUACCGUAGCUGUAACCGGUUGGAUCAAUGAAUACAGGAGCCUCCACGUUCUGGCUUGCCUGGCGGGUGAUCAGUCCACCUUGCUCUUGAAGAGUCAGAAG
This is a messenger RNA of Parathielavia appendiculata, 693 nucleotides long. RefSeq lists its product as uncharacterized. The coding region runs from base 146 to 439 and encodes 97 amino acids. The transcript has 2 exons. The record is from RefSeq and is a predicted model, not a curated record. Lineage: Eukaryota; Fungi; Ascomycota; Sordariomycetes; Sordariales; Chaetomiaceae.